Messenger RNA from Rhincodon typus (whale shark), 1116 nucleotides. RefSeq names its product sex peptide receptor-like. The coding region runs from base 1 to 1116 and encodes 371 amino acids. Gene Ontology annotation, molecular function: G protein-coupled receptor activity. The transcript has 2 exons. Gene Ontology annotation, cellular component: membrane. The record is from RefSeq and is a predicted model, not a curated record. Gene Ontology annotation, biological process: G protein-coupled receptor signaling pathway. Lineage: Eukaryota; Metazoa; Chordata; Chondrichthyes; Orectolobiformes; Rhincodontidae.
AUGGUGUCUUUCCAAUCCCCAGAAACAUUUCUGGAAUUUCUCAAGCUUCCAACGAUAACCAUCAAGGCACUCAUCGUCUCUCCAGACACAUCGUUCAAGAGUUUGGAACGCAUCCCGUCUCGGCCAGAGAUCUAUCAACCGUUUAUGCAAGAAGUAUUCUGUUCUCACUUGCCAAAGAAUUUGCAAGAGCUGGCCUCCUUCUCGGCAUCACCCCAUAUUGCCAACUUGCUGGCGAUCGUCGUACUAUUACGAGGACGGUGCGGACUCUCUCGGUGCACCACCUAUUAUUUGGUGGGGAUAGCAGUGAGCGACUUUCUUGUCAUCAUCACUGGGUGCAUCCUCAAUCGAAUCGGCGGCAUUUAUUUCCGGCACAGUGCCCUGUCUACGACAAACGCCUGUGCACUCAGCACUGUGAUGAUCUAUGCCAGCCGAGAUGGAUCAGUCUGGCUGACAGUGGCCUUCACCAUCGACCGAUUUGUCGCCAUUUGCUGCCAAAGUCUGAAGACCAAGUACUGCACUGAGAAAACGGCCUCAUUGUUCAUCGGAGUGGUUUGUGUCCUGAGCUGCGUCAAGAACCUGCCUUCCUACUUCGUCUACCAGCCUUUGUACAUUGUGGAUGGUGUGUCCUGGUUCUGUGAAUUCAGAGACGCAUACUAUAAUUCACCUGCAUGGAAAUCUUAUGACUGGCUGAAUCACAUCUUGACGCCUGUUCUCCCGUUGCUUCUUGUUCUGCUGCUGAAUGCUUUGACUGUCAGAUGCAUCUUGGUGGCCAACAGUGCCCGAAGGAAGCUCCGGAACACAGGGAGACACGGAGAUUCAGAGAUGGCCAAUCGCAAGAGGUCUAUUGUACUGCUCUUCACUAUCUCGCUGAGCUUCCUCCUCCUAUGGGUCACCUAUUUCGGGCGCUUCCUCUAUGUGCGGGUUACUGGUGAAACCUACUUCAGCGGCUUGGAUUUCACUGACCCACAGUUCACUCUCCAAGAGACGACCAACAUGCUGCAGAUACUCAGUUCCUGCAACAACGUCUUCAUUUAUGCAGUAUCCCAGAAGACGUUCCGAGACGAGCUGAAGAAGGUUCUGUUGUCUCCCUUCACAUCUCUCACUCGGUGCAAAUAA